ACCAUUUCUAAGCUCACUCCCACUCCACACCCUCAAAAUUCCUAUUCACUUUUUCUCUCCCACUCUGUAAAAGCAGCGCCUGAGUUCACGCUCAUGACGAAGGACGUCGAAGCCUAUGCGGAGCCGUCGCGAGAGCACGCGGCGAAGGACUACCACGAGCCUCCGCCGGCGCCGCUGUUCGAUUUCGAUGAGCUCACUCAAUGGUCGUUCUACCGCGCCUUGAUCGCGGAGUUCAUUGCUACGCUCCUCUUCCUGUAUGUCACUGUUUUGACGGUUAUCGGAUACAAGAGCCAGACAGACGCCGCGAACGGCGGCGAUGAGUGCGGCGGUGUUGGUAUUCUCGGUAUUGCUUGGGCCUUCGGCGGCAUGAUAUUCAUCCUUGUUUACUGCACCGCAGGAAUUUCGGGAGGUCAUAUAAACCCUGCAGUGACGCUGGGGCUAUUCCUUGGGAGGAAGAUAUCGAUAAUAAGAGCGUUCAUGUACAUGGUAGCACAGUGUUUGGGUGCAAUUUGUGGCGUGGGGUUGGUGAAGGCGUUCCAGAAGUCGUACUACAACCGUUACGGCGGUGGCGCCAACGUGUUGGCCGACGGGUACAACAAAGGAGUGGGUUUGGGCGCCGAGAUUAUCGGCACGUUUGUGCUGGUCUACACUGUUUUCUCGGCCACUGACCCCAAGAGAAACGCCAGAGACUCGCAUGUCCCGGUGCUGGCGCCACUGCCAAUUGGGUUUGCGGUGUUCAUGGUUCACCUGGCGACCAUACCCAUCACGGGCACCGGCAUCAACCCUGCCCGGAGCUUUGGCGCCGCCGUCAUCUAUAACCAGGAAAAAGCCUGGGACGAUCAAUGGAUAUUCUGGGUGGGACCGGUGCUGGGGGCAAUAGCAGCAGCAUUCUACCAUCAGAUAAUAUUAAGGGCAGCAGCCAUCAAAGCUCUUGGAUCCUUCAGGAGCAACGCCUGACGAUGAUCCACAAUAUAUAUAUGCAUAUCCUAAACUGUAGAUACACAACAACAUAAUUAUGCAUAUCCAUUGCCCCUUUUCAUCAUGCAUUUUCAUUUUUCAUUUUCCAUUUUCAUUAUGUUUUGAUUUCAUUUGGUGCUGCUUUCCUCAUUCACUCUCUCUGUAUUUAUUAUCGACAUCAUCAUUUCAUGAUUUAAAGGAAAUGGGCUGUUUGUGUGUGCUUAA
Messenger RNA from Andrographis paniculata, 1182 nucleotides. RefSeq names its product probable aquaporin PIP2-4. The transcript is spliced from 4 exons. Gene Ontology annotation, cellular component: plasma membrane. The coding region runs from base 94 to 957 and encodes 287 amino acids. The record is from RefSeq and is a predicted model, not a curated record. Gene Ontology annotation, molecular function: water channel activity. Gene Ontology annotation, biological process: transmembrane transport. NCBI's taxonomy places the organism in Eukaryota, Viridiplantae, Streptophyta, Magnoliopsida, Lamiales, Acanthaceae.